Messenger RNA from Lindgomyces ingoldianus, 1962 nucleotides. RefSeq lists its product as uncharacterized. NCBI's taxonomy places the organism in Eukaryota, Fungi, Ascomycota, Dothideomycetes, Pleosporales, Lindgomycetaceae. The record is from RefSeq and is a predicted model, not a curated record. Bases 340 to 1596 code for a protein of 418 amino acids. The transcript has a single exon.
AAAAUCCCCUCUGACUCGAUUGGAAAUCUUAGUAUACAUUAGUAACCAGGCCUCUCCAAUAUGGCAUCGUGCACGGUCGCUCCACGACAAUAGCUCCGCACGCGGUCAGACACUUGCACGCUUUCAACGUCCUCCGCGUCUCCUCACCCUCUCUCCAUCGCCGCCUCCCUCUACCCGCCAUAACUUCAUCGAUUUCUAUCCUGUGUUCACCGGUGUGUGCACCAGCCCGCCAAUCAGCGAAUGACGCGUUCAGCCGCUCCCGCGCCGCAGUGGGACGACCUCAUUACCUGAGCCCUCAUAUAUCCCGCCCAUCCACUCUCCUACCCGACUACCGCUAAUAUGAGUGACUACGGCGACGACAACUACUCCGACUAUGACGAGGAUUGGUUCUAUGUGGAGGACGAGUACAUGGUGGCUGAUGACUUGGCCGAGCACGUCGUGAACUCCCCACCCCCCACCACCUACGCCGACGAGGACGCCGUCUCGGACUGGGACCGCUUUGAUUAUUUCAAUGAUCUGGAAUACGCUUCGGAUGGAUACGAUGAUUCGAACUUCUACCUUCACAAGCAGAAGCCGCAGACGGCACAAAACAGCCAGAAGAGGAAGCGAGGAGGAACAGGAGCGGUUGCUGGCGGCCACGGGAAAAAGAGGCAGAAGACGGGGACUGGGCGGACAUCCCCCCCUCCUGGCACUUUGGUCCCUUCGAUGCAGCCAGUGGUAUGGCGCGCGAAGGCGACCCAGAGUAACAAACCGAAGAUGCUUGACGAGAGUCAAGAGCCCAUUGCAUUGCUGAAGGACUGGAGAGAACGUCUUACAGACAUGUCCGUAUGGGCUUCUGCCACGCCGCCAUCGCCAGAAAUGAAAAUGCCAAAGUCUGGGAAUCAAAAACUCGCCUUCUCAGAGCGCAUUUCUCCAACCCAGGAACUAGAGGGCGAAGAGGACGACGACGUGGGCAUUGAUCCUGCCGUGUUGAUGGCUGCUCUGCAAAAGAACCUUGCUGAUGCCGGUGGCCCUCUCAAUGGAAUGGAUCCCCAGCAACUCCUCCAAUUCGCGAUGCGCAUGAUGACGGACAAGGACGCCGGCGACGAGAUCAUAGGCGAGUUAGCAGACAACAUACUCGACAAAGGGGAUGAAGAAGGCGACGAGGAAGCUCCAGCAGAACUCCUGUCCUGGCUCUCAAAACAACGAGAAUCAAAUCAACACGAACCCACCGAAUCAGACCCCACCCCAUCGAGCCGCACUCUUUCAGCCCCAAAAUCCCCAGAUAUUGAAUCCGGUGGCAUCCGAACACUGACCCCGCCAUCAUCGGAUGCCAACCGUCGUUUGCGCGCCGUAGAGGAGCCAAUGGAUCUAAGCUCGGCCAAGGGAAAGAAUGCGGAGGCUCUCAACCAAAAAAAUGCCAUGGAGAAAGCGGUCCAAAGCGUCUUCUCCCGCAAGCGAAAAGCCGAUGAUGAUGAACGAGAAAGCACGGGUGUUGGCAGUUCCAUCAAUGUUUCGAAGAAACAAGCAACAGCGAGGUCGUAUGACGCUCCAACAGCAGCGAGCCAGGCUAGAGCCACGUCAACCGUGAGGAGCGGGCGGUCGAAACGUUCAUGAGCUGCUCGCUUGCAGGGGAAGUUUUGAGUUGUUUCCGCUUGCUCGCUUGCGUCUUUCUUGCGUCUUUCUCAGACCACUAUCGUGGGUUGUGGUUAAGGAUGGGACGUCGGUGCACGAAUUCCAUACACACGAUGCCUCAGGCAUGGCUACCCAUGGGAUUUCGAUGGCUACGUGGUCUUCAGCGAUGUGUUUCAUACGCUGAAGUGGUAAGAGCUUUUGUGACAGACGUGGGGCUAUUGUCGGAUGAUUGAGCGGAGGGAGCGCUCUGUAGGUAGUCCCACAUCAGAAGUAUUUGACACUGUACAAUAGGGUACUACUCGUGCCUGCAUGCUCUAUGUAAUAGAAAUUCUUGAUCCAAACAACCAG